This is a messenger RNA of Haplochromis burtoni (Burton's mouthbrooder), 2055 nucleotides long. RefSeq names its product XK-related protein 8. The transcript is spliced from 3 exons. Gene Ontology annotation, cellular component: plasma membrane. Gene Ontology annotation, biological process: phosphatidylserine exposure on apoptotic cell surface; apoptotic process involved in development; engulfment of apoptotic cell. Bases 62 to 1249 code for a protein of 395 amino acids. Lineage: Eukaryota; Metazoa; Chordata; Actinopteri; Cichliformes; Cichlidae. The record is from RefSeq and is a predicted model, not a curated record.
UUUAUGAGCUUGUCUUAAACCUUAACAUACAGCUGCUUCAGAAGCAGGCCAUCUAGUCAGCAUGCUGGGCUCUGAGGAUGAGUUUAAAUGCUGCACUCGGGACUUUCUCUUCACUUGUGUGAACUUGUUGUCUUUCCUGCUUGAUAUAGGGCUGGAUAUAUGGGCUGCUGUGUCCCUCUACAAGCAGGAGGCCUACGUGUACUUCAGCCUCCUGCUGCUGUUUCUCUUGGGCUCGUCCAUGUUGGUUCAGGUGUACAGCUGGCUGUGGUACCGCUACGAUGAUUUUAAGAUGAAGACAAAGAUUGAGAAGAAGCCGAGCCAGUGCCAGCUCAAGCUGCUGCAUGUUUUCCAGCUGGGGAUCUUCUUCAGGUAUGCAGGAGUCAUGGAGAAGUCUGUGCAAAGCUUAUACAGAAAGCGCGCUGACGCUGAGAGUGUGGCCAAGUUUCUGAGACAGGAUCUCCGCAUUUUGCGCUUCAUAGAGACGUUUUCAGAGAGCGCCCCGCAGCUUGCUCUCAUGCUCACCAUCAUUCUGGACAAAUGUCGGCUGGAUCCUGUUACAGUGUUGAAGGCCAUCGGCUCGACUUUGUCCAUCGCCUCCUUUUUGACCACCUAUGAUCACUCAAUGCGCACCUUCCUGCCAGAGAAGGAAAAACACCACAUGAUCUCAUUAGUUUUCUACUUCAUCUGGAACCUGGUUCUCAUCUCUUCUCGCAUCGCUGCUCUCGCUCUUUUCGCCUCCGUGCUGCCCUGCUUCAUCUUCGCCCACUUCAUCUGCUCUUGGCUGGUUUUAUUCUUCUUUGCUUGGCGAUCCAAGACCAGCUUCAUGGAUGACCCUCGUGGAGAAUGGCUUUACAGAACCACUGUUGGCCUCAUUUGGUAUUUUAACUGGUUUAGUGUGGCCAAGGGGAUGAGGAUCAGGUCCGUGCUCUAUCACGCGUAUAUCCUUAUUGAUAUUUGCAUCCUCUGUGGUUUGUGGUGCUGGAAGAUGAGCACAGAUCCUCCUGAUUUUGUGACACACCCUUUAACCACGGCUGCCUGUGUUGUUGCAGUUUACGUCCUUGGUCUGUUAUUUAAAGUUAUUUAUUAUACGUUCUUCCAUCCAAACCUUGAUAAAGAUAAGCUGAAAGGGGCCACCAUCACAGAGGAGCAACCUGAAGAUGAAGAGCGAUCUCAUUCAGUUCCUACACGUCCCCUUAAGGCCACUGACAAUAAAAGAAUGAGGAAGCUGGCCGAGAACUUCUUCUGCUGACCUGCAUCAUUUGACAUCCACAGGAUGUGGAGAUUAGAAAGAGACUGAGUCAUGUAGGUCACAAGGCUGUGUAGGACUGAGGACUCUGACCUGCUGCUUGAUUAACCACAAAUACAAUAUCUUAUUAUGUUACUCAGGUUUAUCUGGGGAUAAAUUUACAGAAAACACUUUUCUCUGUAUUAACUUGUGCUUUCCUCUAAUGAAGCAUUUAAAAUGCCUCACUUGUUACAUGCUUGUAUGAAAUAGUGAUGGGUUGACAAAGAGAUGAGUUUGCUAAUGCUAAUGAAUGGGUCUGCCUUCCUAAAAUAUAUGACAGUAUUAAACCAGUAUAAAAAUCAUGUUUACAAAAAAUUUUAAAUGGUCAUUUUAAAGCUAGAAUCUUGAAUGGCCUUUCAACAUUUGUGCGUGUGUUUUUUAAAUUCCCAUUUCUAUACCAUUGUGUGAGCAUCUUUUUCUUAUGCAAUAGUGGUGAUGUAGGAGGUGUGAAAUAGGUAUAAAGGUAUUAACAAGGUAUCGACAACGAAGCAGCAAAAAUACAGAAAGCAAAAAAAAAAAAAUAGAAACAUAGAAAGAUUAAUAAAACCAUUUUGGUUGUAGGUGUUAACAUGUAAUUUAACACAUAUUAACUAUGUAACCUUAUACUGUAUUUGAGGGUUGAAGUUGUCUGUGUGUGAAUGUGCACACGUGCAUGUGUGUGCAAAUGCAUAAAUAUAUAAAGAACUCUGAAAAUCUCAGUUCUUUCUGCUGCUUAGUGUGGAAAAGUAAGGAAACGACUAAUUAAGUAAACAUAAUCAGCUAUUAUAACA